GAGCCAAUGCGGGGCUGCGGGCGGGCCCGGCGGGGGCCCGGGGCGGCGGCGGGCGGGCAGAGGGAGCGGAGCCAUGGCCCAGCACAGCACGCUGCUCCACCUGCUCGCCGGAGGGUGUGGUGGCACAGCUGGAGCCAUCCUGACCUGUCCCCUGGAGGUGGUGAAGACACGUUUACAGUCAUCCCAGCUGGCACUGAGGCCUCUGUGCCUCUCAGAGGUACAGGUGGCAGGGAUGAGCCUGAGGAUGAUGAAUCCCGCCACACCAUCUCCUGGAGUGCUCAAGUUGCUGAGGGCCAUCCUUGAGAAGGAAGGCCUGCGAUCCCUGUUCCGAGGUCUGGGUCCAAACCUUGCUGGAGUUGCUCCUUCCCGGGCUAUAUAUUUUGCUGCCUAUUCUGGUACUAAGGAGAGGCUCAAUGCUGUCCUUGUACCUGAGUCCAAGAAGGUACACAUACUAGCAGCAGCCUGUGCAGGCGUGAGCUCGGCCACACUCACCAACCCUAUUUGGUUAGUGAAAACCAGGAUGCAGCUGGAAGCCAGGGCGAAGGGGGAGUUGGCCAGCAAUGCUCUCCAGUGUGCCAUGCGCGUGUACCGCACUGAAGGCCUUCGUGGAUUUUACCGUGGUGUCACCGCCUCCUACGCUGGAGUGUCAGAGACCAUCAUACACUUUGUCAUCUAUGAAGCACUGAAACAGGAGCUGAGAAACAGCCAUCAUUCCCAUUCCCCACCACUCACACCUUCACCAAACAACCAUGAUUUCUUGGGACUAAUGGGUGCUGCUGCUGUCUCCAAAACAUGUGCUACGUGCAUUGCAUAUCCACAUGAGGUCCUUCGGACACGGUUGCGGGAAGAAGGGUCACGAUACCGUUCUUUGAUACAGACUCUGCAGCUUGUGGUCCAUGAAGAGGGACCCUCGGCUUUAUACCGAGGGCUCCUGGCUCACUUGAUCCGCCAGAUCCCAAACGCAGCCAUCAUGAUGGCUACCUAUGAAGUCAUCGUACAUUUUGCCUCUUCCACCUUGUAAGCAUGCUGUAGCUCCUGGCUGAGGCUGCUGUAGGGGUACAGGGACCUCGUGGUCCUGAGACUUGGUCUUCCUCAGUGCACUGAGAGGUGGUGGUUUUGGUCGCAGAUCAGAACACGUCAGGCAUUCUCAGGAUGUAAGACUAUUUUGUGCCAAGUUUUUUGCUCCAGUGUGCACAAUGUAGCCUUUUUUCUUUCUGGAGACUUGAAUUAUUCCAGUGCAUCAAGGUGUCAGGGCACUGGUUUGACAGUGCCUGUUGUAAUUUCCCUGAAUGAAACAAGGGUGUGGAACUUACUGGGAAAGAGAAAAAGCAGAAAGCAUAAAAGUGUCUUAGCCUCAGCAUGUUCGCUUGUUUUGGACCCAGUAACAACCAUGCAUGGGUACAGUUGGGCAUGAGGACAGGCUAGAGCUGAGACAUUUGAGAACUGCAGCAAGCAGAGAUCUUGUGCUGCAACCUUUCAUGCCCUCAGAGGGGCUCUUCCACUUUCACCUACUGUGCUGCCUUCUUGCUCUUCAGGAGGAUUUCUCAAACAACACGUUCUUUGCCCCAACACGUGUCAGGCAGCUGACAGCCUGCUUUUGUCUUGCAAGGUCUGAAAAACCACACCAAGUAUAUCAAGGGAAGAAACACAACCUGCUAUGAAGCACUACCCUAAAAACCCAUGCUACUGCUGGGCUCAGAGUCAUGCUUUCCCAGUAUCUGAUGUGUUCCCAUUCCCACCCUUCUCAGCAGAAAGAGGAGGGCACCUCCUUCCCUCAGAAGUGCUCUGUUACACUCUGUUAUGCUCUGUUCCAGCUGUUAUACAAGCUGGAACCCCUGAUAUGAAAAAACACUUUUUGAUGCUGGUGAAAAAAGCAGAUCAGGUGAGAAGAUGGAUGAAGCUAAGGAGAUUUGGCCUGUUUCUAUUGAUGAUACACUUAAGUGUAUGGCAAGAGCCUUAUUUAUUUUUUUCUAUAAUCAGGAAUUUAGUUUCCUUCGUGUGUUACAUUUGCCUGUGACAGGCUUGGAUGCCUUCUGUUCCUCUGUGGGUUCCUAGCCCUGUGUCCUGGGGAAGGCUACGUUGUGUUUACAAAGAGUAUUUUGAAUCUCAAAAAGGCAGAGGGUACAGUCAGGCCUGAUGUGUUUUUCUUGUUUCAUCACAUAUGCUAAAAAAUGUAACCCUUCCCCCAGAUAAGUGAUUUCAGUAAAUGCACGCUCUGGACAACCUCCAGUCUCACAUUAGAGGCUACACUAUUUCUUUCCCUUCUUGUAGUGAAAAACUGAAGAAGCCCUGAAUAUUUUAUUUGAAAUCCAUUUAUUUUAAAAUCCACUUUGUUUCCUCAUCUUUCUUAUCUUCAUUCCUUUAGUUUAGGAGUAUUGACAAUUUUACAAAGCGACACAAGCUGCAGUGGUUUGUUGGUUGUUUUUUUUCUUUUUUUUUGCAUGAAACGAGAAUAAA
Messenger RNA from Myiozetetes cayanensis, 2457 nucleotides. RefSeq names its product solute carrier family 25 member 36-like. Gene Ontology annotation, biological process: pyrimidine nucleotide import into mitochondrion. The coding region runs from base 74 to 1021 and encodes 315 amino acids. The transcript has 7 exons. NCBI's taxonomy places the organism in Eukaryota, Metazoa, Chordata, Aves, Passeriformes, Tyrannidae. Gene Ontology annotation, molecular function: pyrimidine nucleotide transmembrane transporter activity. Gene Ontology annotation, cellular component: mitochondrion. The record is from RefSeq and is a predicted model, not a curated record.